AUGCCAGCACAGAAAAACCAAAACGAACCAUCAACCUCAGAGUACUUCCUGCUGAAAAACAUGAAAAGUGAAGAAAGCGAAACGCCCACGCCUAUAUACGUCCCAGAAAAUGCUCCGUACCAAAACAAGCCGUACUGCGAGACAACUGUAAGCAUUGAGCCUGUGGAGAAGCGCGGGUGCUGCUACAGAACGUGCAGUAUGCUGGGAUUUAUAGCCUCCAAAGUGGGAAUUUUUAUAGCGGCACUUUUUGUUGUUCUUGUAGUUGCAGUUGCAUCUCUGCUUCUAGCGCACUAUUUGGCCCUGUAUACCAUGGACUUUAACAUCCUCGAAAAUUUCUUCGCUUGGAUUGAGAAAACAUUCCCAAGCCUACAGGGAAAACUUAUCCACUUAGUGAAAGAGCCAAAACCUUAA
Messenger RNA from Nematocida major, 411 nucleotides. RefSeq lists its product as uncharacterized. The record is from RefSeq and is a predicted model, not a curated record. The coding region runs from base 1 to 411 and encodes 136 amino acids. The transcript has a single exon. NCBI's taxonomy places the organism in Eukaryota, Fungi, Microsporidia.